Molecule: messenger RNA, 1734 nt
Organism: Panicum hallii
Lineage: Eukaryota; Viridiplantae; Streptophyta; Magnoliopsida; Poales; Poaceae
Product: polyadenylate-binding protein RBP45-like
Exons: 7
Coding region: 98-1378 (426 amino acids)
Cellular component (GO): cytosol
Molecular function (GO): mRNA binding
Source: RefSeq, a predicted model, not a curated record
UCCCCUCCAUUCCCCGUCUCCUCCUGGUCCGCUGUUCCUCUCUCUUUCUCGCGCUCGUCUCGUCUCGGCUAGGGUUAGGGCCUCUCGCCGAGUCGCCAUGAUGCAGCAGCCCCCGCCGCCGCAGCAGCAGCCGGGUAUGGCGCCACCACCACCCGCGGGCGGGCAGCCGCCGCAGUGGGGUGGGAUCCCGCCGCCGAUGGCGCAGCAGUACGGCGCGCCGCCGCCGCAGCAGACGCCGGCGAUGUGGGCCCAGCAGCCGCCGCAGGCUCACUACGGGCAGGCGCCACCCCCUCAGCCGUACUACGCCGCGCCUCCAGCGCCGGCGCCGGCGGCCCCCGCGGCGGCGGACGAGGUCAGGACGCUCUGGAUCGGGGACCUGCAGUACUGGAUGGACGAGAACUACAUCUACGGAUGCUUCGCCAGCACCGGGGAGGUUCAAUCUGUGAAGCUCAUCCGUGACAAGAAUUCAGGGCAGCUCCAGGGUUAUGGCUUUGUUGAAUUUACAAGCCGUGCAGCUGCAGAGCGAGUUCUUCAAACAUACAAUGGGCAAAUGAUGCCCAAUGUUGAGUUGACAUUCCGGCUGAACUGGGCCAGUGCUGGUGAAAAGCGUGAUGAUACCCCUGACUAUACUAUUUUCGUGGGGGAUUUGGCAGCAGAUGUUACAGAUUACUUAUUACAAGAGACAUUCAGGGUUCAUUAUCCUUCGGUGAAGGGUGCAAAAGUUGUGACUGAUAAAUUGACAAUGCGUUCGAAGGGCUAUGGGUUUGUGAAAUUUGGUGAUCCUACUGAGCAAGCUCGUGCAAUGACGGAAAUGAAUGGAAUGCCUUGUUCAUCCAGGCCUAUGCGUAUUGGUCCUGCAGCAAGUAGGAAAACAACAGGAGUUCAAGAAAGAGUACCAAAUUCUCAAGGAGCUCAGUCUGAGAAUGAUCCUAACAAUACCACUAUAUUCGUUGGUGGCCUUGAUCCCAACGUCACUGAAGAUGUCCUGAAACAAGUUUUUGCUCCUUACGGAGAAGUGGUCCAUGUUAAGAUCCCUGUUGGGAAAAGAUGUGGUUUUGUUCAGUUCGUUACCAGACCUUCUGCCGAGCAAGCGCUGCUGAUGCUGCAAGGGACCUUAAUUGGGGGGCAGAACGUUCGGCUUUCAUGGGGUCGAAGCCUGUCCAACAAGCAGCCUCAGCAGGAUUCCAACCAAUGGGGUGGGGCUGCUGCUUCUGCUGCUGCUGGUGGUUACUAUGCUGGCUAUGGACAAGGCUAUGAGGCUUACGGUGGUGGUUAUGCACAACCUCAGGAUCCUAACAUGUAUGGUUAUGGUGCUUAUGCUGGUUAUCCCAAUUACCAACAGCAACCAGCUGCACAGCAGCCACAGCAACAACAGUGAAGCCUGUUUUUCUCAGUCAAAUCAUUGGGUUGUGAGACGUAUUAAGUUAUUUCGAGGCACUGGUAUAUUGCACUCUAGCUCCUGUCAAUAGAGAGAUGGUUUCGGAAGGCUCCUGAUUUUGAUUGCCUCAUUGCAUGGUUUCAUCUAUUUUAUGUUAUUGUUAUUAUGGCAUUGUGUUAUGGCUAUGAACAAGUGGUGGUCUACUGUGAUUGCUAUGCUCAGACAUGCUUUCUUAGCUUCUCUCAGUGUUCUCCUAUCUAGUGGCAUUAUAUUAAUGUGUAUUUCUAUCUGCUGUUACGCUAUAUAUGUACACUGUACCGUUUGCUUCCCGUUGCAUCUUUCUGGGUACUUUAUUA